AUGCGGAGUGUGAUCCAGUUCAUCCAGGACCGUGUUCGCCGAGCGUACCCCGGCCGGGUGAUCAUAUAUGCCACCGUCCGGGCCCAUGUCACCGCAUUGGCCGAGUUAUUAGGUUGUGCCGCAUACCAUAGCAAGCAGGUGGACAAGGAAGGGAUUUUGGCAUCAUUCCGCCACCAGGCCGGGGCGGUGAUCACGGCCACCAGUGCGUUAGGGAUGGGGAUUGAUAUCCCCGAUAUCCGCAGUGUGAUCCACGUUGGUCAGCCCCGGACCAUGUUAGAUUACGCGCAGGAAAGUGGGCGGGCCGGGCGUGAUGGACAGCCCAGCGAGGCGAUUAUCAUCCAGGCCGAGGGUCAGACGAUGGGGCGGGAAUGCCGUCCGUUUUGGAUGCACGAUGCGCCCCCGGACGACCAUGCCCAUGUUGUUGAGUAUAUGGAGGCGGCGGUGACGGGUUGCCGGCGAGUGAUAUUGGAUGGGUAUUUGGAUGGACCCAUCGAGGAAUACCAACGACAGCGAUGUGGUGAUCGGGUGGUCGAGUCCGCAUGUGAUGGAUGUAUGCCCAAUUGGGAAGACCAGGAGUCCCGGAUUGGAUCCGCGUCCCCCGUUAUCGCCGAUGACCCGAUGGUUGAUGUUGGGGCGGUUGAGCCGGUGAUGGCCGGCCCGACGGAGGAUAUUCCCAGCACCAUGGCCCGGGCCGUACCAAUCGCCAUCCAGCAUACAUUUCGGCAACAGGAUAUCCAACGGGCCGAAUUAUGCCAGCAGGCGGAUGGGAGGGCCGGUCAGCAAUAUGAGGAUGAAGAGUUUUUGAUCCGUGAGAUUGAGAAGUGGGUUGAUCGUUGUUGGACAUGCAGCCAAGGAGGCCGUGACGAUGGACAUGAGAUGUGGAAGUGUUGGUAUGGUGAAGGGGGCAGCGGCAAGAUUGCGCAGGCCAGUAAGGAUUGGAUGGUCAAGAUUCGACGGCAGAUUUCGUACGAUGGGUUCACGGCGCAUUUUUGGUGUGGGAUGCCGCAGUAUAUAUGUCCGCGGAGCGAUCGGCGAACGGAGCAUAGUCCGCAGACGGUCCAGGCAUGUGAUGGAUAUCGUACGGCAUUGAUUCCGACGAUUGCGAUGAUGGUGCAUGGGCCCCAUGCCAAUGCAGUAAUCCGAGAACGGUGGUUCCAGCGAUUGAGUGAGCAUGGGGUGGAUAAUAUCCGGGCGAACGAUACAGAGUUGAUUCGGUAUUUGGGACAGAUGGCGCGGAAUUGUGGACGAAAGCGAGCGCAGAUUACGGAAGAGUUUAUUUGGUUACGGAGAGCAUAUCAAGGAGUUGAGCGUGGUGGGUAG
Molecule: messenger RNA, 1320 nt
Organism: Penicillium manginii
Lineage: Eukaryota; Fungi; Ascomycota; Eurotiomycetes; Eurotiales; Aspergillaceae
Exons: 1
Coding region: 1-1320 (439 amino acids)
Biological process (GO): double-strand break repair via homologous recombination
Cellular component (GO): cytoplasm; chromosome
Molecular function (GO): four-way junction helicase activity; 3'-5' DNA helicase activity
Source: RefSeq, a predicted model, not a curated record